This is a messenger RNA of Uloborus diversus, 707 nucleotides long. Its product is annotated as heme-binding protein 2-like. NCBI's taxonomy places the organism in Eukaryota, Metazoa, Arthropoda, Arachnida, Araneae, Uloboridae. The transcript has 4 exons. The record is from RefSeq and is a predicted model, not a curated record. The coding region runs from base 1 to 624 and encodes 207 amino acids.
AUGAGCGCAUGUUCUAGAAGAGGAGUAGAAUGCAUUGAAUAUCAGAUUGUGAGCAGGCAUCAGGGCUAUGAAGAGCGCCAAUAUCCUGCCACUACCUGGGUAAGCACGACAGCUGAUGGACCUUCACUGGACCAGGCCAACAAGGAUAUGUACCCUAAGCUGUUCAACUAUUUCCAAGGAAACAACGUUAAAGGCAUAAAGAUGAACUCUACAACACCUAUGCGUACUCGUAUAGUGCCAUGCCAUGGAGCUACCUGCUCAACCAUCUUCAUCAUGUCUUUUCUCAUCCCGUUUGAGGUGUCUGAGAACACACCAUACCCUCUGGACAUGUCACUCUUCAUAGAGAAGGAUCCUGCUGUCCGUUACGUAGUCAGGACAUUUGAGGGCAGGCCAACAGAAACUGAAUGGCUGGAAGAAUCCCACAAACUGGCCCAACAGGUCAGGAAAGAUCCCGCGAUUGACAAGAGCUACUAUUACACCGUGUGGUAUGAUCCUCCCUACCAACUCUUCCACAGAAUCAACGAGAUAUGGAUGGUGAAAAAAACCGAAAAAUUGAUUCAUGCAAAUGUUGAAUAUGAAACUACAGAUCCUUCAGAAACAAAGGACAUUAAAACUGCUUCAUAAAAUAUAAUCUUAAUCCAUCAACCAUGCUUUACAUUUGGUAAUUAUAUUUAUUAAUUUUUGAUUAUCACUAUAUAUUUAUUUAU